Cuscuta campestris is the source of this 3987-nucleotide messenger RNA. NCBI's taxonomy places the organism in Eukaryota, Viridiplantae, Streptophyta, Magnoliopsida, Solanales, Convolvulaceae. The record is from the annotation of a GenBank genome assembly.
CUCCCUAAUGAGUUUAGGGUUUCUCAAGCUCGUUUCUCUCCUAGUUUUCUAGGUUCGUGUUCAGCGAUCUUCACCCUCUGACUUAUGGCGCAAACUACACCGGAAGAUGCAGUGGAGAAAUUGGCGUCCCGAUAUGAUGGCUUGGUGCUUGAGGACGAAGAGGUGGGUCUUAUGCCAGUAGGGAUAGAACCUCACGCCGAUAUUGGGGCAGGGGCUGGAUCUUGGAUGCUCGUGGGCAGGUUUCUUACUGACAAGCUUAUCAAAUUGGAAUUUAUGCAGCAAGUAAUGGCGUCGGUUUGGCGUCCGGUCAAAGGAGUUCAAGUAUCAGAGAUUGAACCAAAUCUGUUUUCCUUUGUCUUCUUCCAUAAAUCAGAUUUGCAGCGGGUGCUAGAGGAGGGGCCUUGGUCUUUUGAGAAUAAUACGCUCGUUUGCUGUCAGGUUGAAAUUGGGGAUCUACCAAGUUCGGUGGUCCUCGAUACGGUGGAUUUGUGGGUUCAGCUCUACGAUUUGCCUUUGGGAUACACAUCAGACUCAGUUUUGGCACAGAUUGGGAACUUCAUUGGUUCUUUUUUGAAGUGCGACGAUAGACAGGUAAGUGUACCAUGGCGUGCUUUCUAUCGUAUUCGGGUCUCUAUUCCGAUUGCUAAACCUUUGAAGCGUCGUAUGAAGUUGAUUAAGCGUGACAGUUCUUGGACGUGGGUGAAUUUUAAGUAUGAAAGGCUACACACCUUUUGUUUCUUUUGUGGCUUGAUGGGGCACUCCCACAAAAUUUGUCUUAGGGCGCGGGAGGCAACAAUCCUGGUGGAGCAACACCUGUAUGGUCCAUAUCUUCGUGCCGGCUUAUCUCGUGGACCGCGGGCAGUGGGGCAGCGGUGGUUGGUCCCUGCAGGUGGUGUCUUGGGUGGGAGGAUUGAGGGUGAUCACUACACCAAGGGGGUUGUUGGAUGGGGGGGCUCGAGCGAAGUUGAAUCAGGUGUCUUGGCUGCUUCCAAACGACGAAGGGAGGGGGAGGACUUUGAAGAUGACCCGCCCGUCCCAAUGAGUACCUUGAGCUGGAACUGUCGUGGCUUGGGCAAUCCACGCACAGUUCGUGAGGUUGUGGACCUUGUGUCCAGUAAGAAGCCUGACUUUGUUUUUCUAAUGGAAACUAAAGUGAAUAGAGAGCAUGCAGAACGACUCCGGAUUAAGAUCGAGUUUGAAGGGCUCUUUUAUGUCGAUAGAACAGGUUUGGGCGGAGGCCUGGCGUUGCUUUGGAAAAGGAAUAAUACUGCACAGCUUCUUAGCUACUCCAAAAAUCAUGUGGAUAUCAUGGUGAGAUUGUAUGGCCGGCAGCCUUGGCGCAUGACUUGCUUCUAUGGCUUUCCAGAGAGGAGUAGAUGCAGCGAAUCAUGGAACCUCCUUAGAAGCCUUAGCACACGUUCGUCUCUUCCAUGGGUGGUCGUGGGGGACUUUAAUGAUCUAUUAUUUCAACACGAGAAGCGGGGCCCUAUCCCACACCCUGAAGGUCUUCUUCGUGGAUUUGGGGAGGCUCUUGAAGAUUGCGGCUUACUGAAUGUCCCGACUAUGGGGUACUCGUUCACAUGGGAGAGAGGCAAAGGCACUGAGGCUUGGGUGGAAGAAAGGUUAGAUAGGGUGGUCGCUACUGGGGAUUGGGUUGAUUUGCAAGGGGCUAUUCAGGUCUCCAAUAUCCUUACCCGGACGUCGGACCACUCUGCCCUCUUUCUCGAUGUUUAUGAGUCUGAGUGUAGGGUGGGAAGAGGGGGCCGAAGGUUUAGGUUUGAGAUGGCAUGGCUGCUGGAUAAGGGAUGUCGUGGGGUGGUGGAGGCUGCUUGGCGUGAUGGACGUGCAAACGACGAAUUCCGCAAGUUGGACUUUGAGUUGUCACGACUUGAAGCUCAGGAGGAUGCAUAUUGGAAGCAACGGGCCAAGCAGCAUUGGUUGCGGGGUGCCGAUGCGAAUACCAGUCGUUGGUUGCUAGGAUCUACAAAGCAAGGAUUGGUAAUGGGGCUAACACGUUGGUGUGGGGUGUCCCCUGGCUCUCUGAUGCUUAUGACCCGAUGGUUCAUACCGCUAUGCACCCUCAACUCCAAGAAAGUUUGGACUACGCUGGAUGGUGCUCAAUUGGAGGUGGUUGCAGCUGUUCUUUCUGGAAUAUGGCAGGCCAGGAAUUCAGUGGUUUGGGAGUUGAAACUACCCUUACCUCGUCAAACUUGGAAUCUGGCAGCACAUAAUUUGGAAGCAUGGCGUCAUCUGGCUUCGAGGAGCGGACAGGUAGGGCAACGUUCGGGGCAGUGCUUUUGUCUCAUGAGGGCAGGCCAGGCUGCGAGUGAAAGCACUCCUGCCAUCCCAUUGGUGAUGACGAGCAUGGGGUCAACUUUCGCCCCAAUCACCACGAUGGGAUCGCUGGGGAUGAUCCCUAUCAUGUCAACCCCUACUCCGAUGCCAACAACGACAAUGUUCCCAGGGGGCUUCAUGCCAUUUGCCUAUCCCGGCAUGAUGCCACCAAUCAUGAGUCAUAUGCCACCCCCAGUGACGACUCCGUUGACAUUCGUCCCUAGGAUGGUCCCUGUACGCCCGGUGAAUUUGGAAAGGGCCAUGGACCAAGCAUUACCCUCAAAUGUCUAUGAAGCCAAUGAUGCGGAGCAAGAGGCAGCCCGCAGAAGGAAGGGUAAAGCUAUAGCUAAGCCCAGCAAAUCCUGGGAUUCAGCAUUCAAACGCCUGGGGGACAAAGAGGAUGGACUUCGCAAGUCUUCCAAGCUACGUCUUGAUCCUGAGAUGGGCCGGACUAGCGCGAUGGAAAGACUUGGCGGGAGUCGUCCCGCCUUAUCACGUCGUUCUAGAGAAUCUGAGACGAUUCACCUAGACGAGGAAAAGACCAAAAGUCAACCUUGGGCGUCGGCGUACACCAGGCUCUCAUACGAUGAGGAUGACCUGGAUAAGAUAGGGAGCGUAGCAAGAAAGCUACGCACCCUGGAGGAAAAAGUAGAAGAGAAGGCGGGAGCAAAGAAGCAUACCCUGGCGAAAUCACCCUUCUCGGCUAGGGUACAUGCACACAAGCUGAGGCGGAAGAUCAAGGUGGACGUUGAGAAAUUCACUAGAAAGGAGGAUCCAAACAUCCACCUCGACACUUUCCACAAUGCCGCACAAAUGGCCGGGUGUAUUGAUGCUGAGGAGUGUUUACUCUUCUUCUCAUCCUUGAGAGGAAGACCAGUGGAAUGGUUUAAUAGCCUUCCUCAUGGUAAAGUCGGGUCCUUUGAGAAACUUGCUGAGAUCUUCCGCAGGAAAUACCAGGACAAUUGCAUCAAAAGGAAGAAGUUUACCUACCUUUACACGGUAGGGCAGAAGGAGACGUUGACUCAAUUCCUGACCCGAUGGAGGGAUGAGGUCAAUAAGGUAGAAGAGAUGGAUGAUAAGACGGCUAUGUCUCUACUGAUGAAUGCAUUCCGGUCGGGUGACCUCUACACUGAAUUUUGUAGGAGGCCACCCUCCUCUUAUCAGAAAGCCUACAAUACAACAUGGGAGUAUGCCGAGGCAGAGGUCCUGAACAAGAGCAAGCGAGAACUAGAGGAAGGAUAUACAAGGGUGAAAACCGAUAAGCCGAAGAAGGAUGACCAGAUAGGAGGGUCCAAUCCAAGGGCCACACAUGAGAACAACCCAAACGGUCCUGGACGGAGAAAUGGUGUACCUACCACCAGUCAGAUUCUCACAACACGACAGAUUGCCGAAACGUGAGGGUCGUGCUUAGAGAAAUGACCUUGAAAGGGGAAUUGGGUGAAAUAUUCGUUACGGGGCUUGAGGAAGACCCAUAGACGAGUACUUGAAUCCACCAACAUGAAUAGGACCAGGAAAAGAAGAGAGGGUAGAUAAGAUGUGGUAAAGAUUACUAAGCUUGCUUUAGACGGAUCAGUCUUGAUGUCUAGGACCUGGACCGUUGCAUGGGCUGAUAGCAAAAAAAACCCUUGAGAUAGGGGUCUUGAUGUUGAGGUA